AUGAGUCCAGCAAAUAUUACAGUAUGGGCCCGAGACACCAUGAGUGAUCUCGAGUCAGUUCCAAGCACAUUUUCCAGUUGGGACAAAUGUAUGGCGAAAUCGUAUUGCAAGUGGCCUGUCAUCGUUGGUAUCAUCGUCGGUGCGGUGGUUCUACUCGCUGUAUUAGCUUGCGUUGUCAAUUGUCUUUGUUGCGGCUAUCAAUGCUGCAAGUGCUGCUGUAGCUGUUGCUGUCCAUCAGGCAGGCGCAGAAACAAAACGCCUAAGCACUUUGAUGACCCUCCGUUCCACCAGCCUCCACCACCUGCUCCAAAUCCGGUCUAUCAAGCGUCGCCAGCCCCGCCCUCAUAUCGCGGUGCGCAACAGAGAGCGCCUUCAUUCCGCGGCGCGCAGCAGACUGCGCAUUUCGACGCGCCCAAGACCCCGGCCGCUCAGAUCAAUGAGGACGCCUUACCUGAGAUGCCUACCUGGGCCGGUGCCGUUGACAAGCAUGUUGAAGACCCUAAUCAUCGCGACGACGUCGAAAUGGAGCCAUUGAACACCCCGGACCGAAAACAGGGUGCUGGUACACCUGGUGCCGCUUACUCUGACUAUUCACCCAACCCAACCAUGGGCGGGGCUGCGGCGGGAUACAGAGGAUUUGGGCCGACUGAUCCGCAUGCACGCCGGUCUCCCGGCCCGGGAGCAGCAUUGAAUCCCGUCCAAGACCCCUAUGGCCGACGCUCGCCGGGCAUGCCUUCCCAUGGGGCAGCUGUUGAUCCUUAUGCGAGAAGAUCCCCGGGCCCGGCCGCGGCACUCAGUGCUGCGCAGGAUCCAUACGCACGACGUUCCCCGGGCCCACCCGCGGCGUUCACUGCCACUCAAGAUCCAUAUGGGCGGCGCUCAUCCGUCAUGUCACCCCCAGCCCAAGCAGCUGGCUAUGGUGCCGCAGCCCAUGACCCGUACGGUCCGCGCUCUCCGGGCCUGACAUCGCCCGUCGGCGCACCAGUCCACAACCCUUAUGACCAGCAACAGUACCACGACGCCUACGAUGACCACUCCUACAGCGCAGGCAAUGGCUACCAUGCCGUGACAGCACCUUCGCCGGUGGCUGCAUACAAGCCGCAUACCAACUACAGCCCCGUGCCAAUGUCCUUCUCCCCAUCAUCGGAAAUAGACCAUUCCGCAGCCGCGGCCCCAACACAAGGCUUCCAGCGCCAGCCAUCUUUCGGUUCUAGCCAGUAUCCCCCAACAUACACCUCCCAGCCUCCAUACCGCGCCUUCUCCCCCGGUGCUCCUUCUUCGCCCCCUCCUGCUUUCUCGGCCCCUUCGCCUUCCGAGUAUACUUCAUAUAACCCCCACGCCAACACCACCCCCAUUCCAGAGCCUGACAACAACAGACCUCCGAGCCUGUUGCAGAGCGGUAAAAAGCCUACCUUGAAUGCUUCUAGCAACUUUUGA
Messenger RNA from Penicillium concentricum, 1437 nucleotides. RefSeq lists its product as uncharacterized. The transcript has 2 exons. Gene Ontology annotation, cellular component: cellular bud neck; plasma membrane. Bases 1 to 1437 code for a protein of 478 amino acids. NCBI's taxonomy places the organism in Eukaryota, Fungi, Ascomycota, Eurotiomycetes, Eurotiales, Aspergillaceae. The record is from RefSeq and is a predicted model, not a curated record.